Molecule: messenger RNA, 3657 nt
Organism: Amborella trichopoda
Lineage: Eukaryota; Viridiplantae; Streptophyta; Magnoliopsida; Amborellales; Amborellaceae
Source: RefSeq, a predicted model, not a curated record
UUUACAGCUUUACGCCUGGUAGACAGAAGAAGAAAAGUGUCUUUAGAGAGAGAAAGAAGUUCCUCGGGAAAAGUAGAGGGAGAAAGUGAAAACCCCAAAAGCUUUCUUCCAACCGGUUUUCCUAUCGGACAAUAUUUCAUGGUUGUGCUGGUUAUCUCUUCAUUUCACGCACCAUUAACUGUGUGGUUUCUCUUACUUCCUGUUUUGGUGAGUUGGGUUUUUGAGCAUGCAGUUGUAGGUGGCAUGCAAGGGACAUAGAUAGAAGGUGGUGUAUUUUUCUCUCUCUAACUCAGGGUUUAGCGUUUUGAGGGGUAGAAAGAGAAAGAGAGACGGAGAGAGAACCAAAGGCGAGCAAAUACUCGAGAGAUUAUUGCUUGCCUUCUUUUCUCCCUCUUUCUCUCUGUGUCUGUGAUAGAGUCAGAGAGAGAGAGCCAUUGCUUCCUCUUUGGUGCUGUGUCCUCUCUUCUAAGUUCUAAUCCCUUCAGCUUCUCACUCUAUCUGGGUAUUGGGUUUUUCACCUUGUUUAUUUUCCCUUUACUUUCUCUCUCUGCGGUAGCAGCCUUUUUCUCUGUUGUGGCUUUAGUAUAAAUAGGGAGAGUAGAGAUUGGGUGGGAGAUAUGGCGAAUGGUUGAUGAAAUGAAUGGGAAAAGGAAAUUAUAAUAGCAGGAUUCACAGGGUCCGAUAGUGAGAGAAGGUUAGAGGGAGAAUAAUAUAUAUAUAUAUAUAUAUUUAGAGAGAGAAUAAGAGAUAGAGAGAGAUGUGAUGAGCUUUGGGGGCUUUUUUGAUAGUAAUCCUGGUGGUGGAAAAGUUGUAUCUGAUAUUUACAGCAUGCCUGCUGGUGUAAUUGCCCAAACUUCAUGCCUUCCUGUAUUGCCCAGAUCUGCAAAACCCAUCUUCAACUCUUCUGGUCUCUCACUUGCAUUGACAAGCAGUGGCGGUGGUCGGGAGGGUGGAGGGGAAGGGCAAGUGGACAUGGGGAGGAUUGGAGGCGCUGAGAUUGAAGGGGGCAGGAGUAGUAAGGAAGAUGAGUAUGAGAGUAGAUCUGGUAACAGUGACAAUUUGGAUGGUGGUGCAUCAGGAGAUGAUCAAGAUGCCGACAACCCGCCAAGAAAGAAGCGGUAUCACAGGCACACUCCGCAACAAAUUCAAGAACUCGAAUCGUUGUUCAAGGAAUGCCCUCAUCCUGAUGAGAAACAAAGGUUGGAACUCAGCAAGAGGCUUUGUCUUGAGAGCAGGCAAGUCAAGUUCUGGUUCCAAAACCGGCGUACUCAGAUGAAGACGCAAUUAGAACGGCACGAGAACUCGAUCCUUAGACAAGAGUGUGACAAGCUCAGGGCGGAGAACGCGUCAAUAAGAGAUGCGAUGAGGAGCCCGAUUUGCUCAAAUUGUGGGGGAAGAGCAGUGCUUGGCGAGGUCUCAUUGGAAGAGCAACAGCUUAGGAUAGAGAAUGCACGGCUAAAAGACGAGCUCGAGAGGGUUUGUGCCUUGGCUGGAAAGUUCAUAGGAACACCCAUGCCACCAAUCUCAUCAAUGCCCAAUUCUUCAUUGGAGCUUGCAGUGGGCGGAAAUGGGUUUCGUGGUCUGAGCCCUGUGGUGAGCUCCUUGCCCCAAGUGACUGAGUUUGGGUCCACGGCUUGUGCACCAUUGGGUUCGAUUCAAGCCAGGCCAAAUGGGAACGGGCUUGGUUUGGAGAGAUCAAUGUUGGAGCUUGCUUUAGUCGCUAUGGAUGAAUUGGUUAAGAUGGCUCAGGUGGAUGAGCCCUUAUGGAUUAGGAGUUUAGAGAAUGGGAGGGAGACUCUUAAUCUUGAAGAGUACUUGGAUGUUUUUGCUCGCUGCAUUGGGCCGAAGCCUGUCGGGUUUGUCACUGAGGCCACAAGAGAGACCGGGGUGGUGAUCCUCAAUAGCUUGGCCCUUGUGGAGACUCUCAUGGAUGCGGAUCGUUGGGCUCAAAUGUUCCCUUCUAUAAUUGCAAGAGCUUCAACCACCGAUGUUAUAUCCUGUGGCAUGGCUGGGACAAGGAAUGGGGCUCUUCAAUUGAUGCAUGCAGAGCUGCAAGUUCUCUCACCUCUAGUUCCCAUUCGUGAAGUCCAAUUCCUCAGAUUUUGCAAGCAGCAUGCCGAGGGAGUCUGGGCUGUUGUCGAUGUCUCCAUGGAUGGUAUCAGAGAGAACGCAUCUUCUCCAGGCAACAUGAAAUGCAGGAGGUUGCCUUCUGGUUGUGUGGUUCAAGAUUUGCGAAAUGGUUAUUCAAAGGUGACAUGGGUGGAGCACGCAGAAUACGAGGAGGGCGCAAUACACCAGCUGUACCGAGCUCUUCUGAGCUCCGGCAUGGGUUUUGGGGCGCAACGAUGGUUGGCAGCUCUUCAGCGUCAGAGCGAGUGCCUUGCCAUCCUCCUGUCCACUACUGUCUCUUCUCAGAACCCUGCAGCAUUCACGCCUGCGGGAAGGCGAAGCAUGCUGAAGCUGGCUCAGAGGAUGACAGGGAGGUUUUGCGCUGGCGUGUGUGGAUCCCAUGUGCACGACUGGGCCCACCUUUCUGGCAGCGGGGUGGGGUCCAUGACUGCUGGUGGGGAGGAAGUUCGAGUGAUGACAAGGAAAAGCAUCGACGACCCCGGGGAACCACCCGGGGUUGUGCUCAGUGCCGCCACCUCGGUGUGGCUGCCUGUGGCGCCCCAGCGUCUGUUCGAGUUCCUGAGGGACGAGAGGCUGCGCAGUGAGUGGGACAUACUGUCUAACGGUGGGCCCAUGCAGGAGAUGGCACACAUUGCCAAGGGCCAGGACCAUGGAAACUGCGUCUCCUUGCUAAGGGCCAGUGCCAUGAACCCGACCCAAAGCAGCAUGCUCAUACUCCAAGAGACGUGCACUGACCCGUCAGGCGCACUCGUGGUGUAUGCGCCAGUUGACAUCCCUGCCAUGCAUGUCGUGAUGAGCGGCGGGGACUCCACUUAUGUGGCCCUCCUUCCCUCUGGAUUCGCUAUCCUUCCUGAUGGGCCUGGCUCACCCCACCAACUGGGCUGGCCUCCCCAACCCGGAGGCCCCGCUCGGGUAGGCGGCUCGCUCUUGACAGUUGCAUUUCAAAUUCUUGUUAACAGCCUUCCAACCGCGAAGCUCAACAUGGAAUCGGUCGAUACCGUGAACAACCUCAUCUUGUGCACCGUUCAAAAGAUAAAAUCGGCGCUUCAAUGCGAGAGCUGAUGCGAAAGAGUUCGCCGAGGAAAUGAAAAAGGUUUUCGUCAUUUGUUAUUUUCGGGUGCCGAAUAUCUCGAAAUCCUGAAAAGAUCGCCGAGGAACUGGAAGGUGGUGGAAUGGAUCGCCGAUUAUGCAGAUGGGGAUUUGAGUCAAGAACGAACCGCGGGUAAGAGUCCUUGCUGGGUGGUAAUUUUUUUUAUUUUUUAUUUUUAAAGUUCAGUCAAGAUUUUUAUUUAUUUAUUGUAUUAUCAGAUAUAUGGGUUUUUUCCCUUUAUUUUUGUGGGUUUUUCCUUUAUAUUUUUAGUUACCACAGAGCAAGGCUGGUGGUUCGGGUAUUGACUCGUGGAGCCCUUUUGUACGGGAUUGGAGAAUCGUAAUUUUUAUUAUUUUGGAUUUUUUUUAUCGAGUUUUAUUUGUGUAUAAAAAAUCUAUAUCAGUAGUAUGUAAUAGUGGUAUUAUAUUUGGAUAUUA